CAUGGAUGAAACUUUGAUUCAUUUCGUUGAUUAAACCAAGAGCUUUUUAGUAAGACCAUAUGCAGAGUAAUUUCUAUAAGAAAUGAGUAAAUAUUAUGAAAUUGCAGUAUUUACUGCUGGGUUACCAGAUUAUGCUAAUUGGGUUCUUGAUUAAGUUAUUUUUAAUAAAUACAUCUAAUAUAGAUUAUAUCGAUAACAUGCUAUGUAAUAUUAAAAACACUUUGUUAAAGAUUUGUCAAGACUGGGCAGAAACAUGGCUAAAUGUAUAAUAGUAGAUAACAUUGCAGCAAAUUAUCAACAUUAAGAAGAAAAUGGGAUUUAAAUUAAGACUUGGUACAAUGACUCAGAUGAUAAAGAAUUGCUUAAAUUAGGAGUAUUUUUAAGAAAAAUAGCAGAAGAAAAUUGUUAAGAUGUUAGAGAUGCUCUUAAAUAAUAUAACAAUGUCUAAGUAUACUGA
This is a messenger RNA of Paramecium pentaurelia, 457 nucleotides long. NCBI's taxonomy places the organism in Eukaryota, Ciliophora, Oligohymenophorea, Peniculida, Parameciidae. The record is from the annotation of a GenBank genome assembly.